Messenger RNA from Diversispora eburnea, 756 nucleotides. The record is from the annotation of a GenBank genome assembly. Lineage: Eukaryota; Fungi; Glomeromycota; Glomeromycetes; Diversisporales; Diversisporaceae.
AUGAGUAAAGGAACAGUUUUACUUUUAAAAGAAAGAAAAUCUUCUGACGAUAAUUCUUUUCAAAUUUCUGACGAAUAUGAAACCAAAUUCUCUUCAUUCACUUAUAAAUGCAUAUUUCUGCCGGUGUUAUCACAUGAUCUAUUAAAUAUAGAAGAGUUGACAAAGAUAUUAAAAGAUGGUCCUGAAAAAAAAUAUUGGGGGUUUGUGGUUACUAGUCAAAGAGCUAUUGAAGGUUUAAAACUUGCUUGGAACAAAGCUUUUAAAGCUAAUUGUGAAUCAUUUACUAUUGAUCAAGAAAAGAUAACAACAUUAUGGAAGAAUUUACCAUUUUUUGUAAUUGGUAAAGCAACUUCUGAAGCGAUGAAAGAUUUAAAAUUUAAUAAUAUCUUAGGUGAUAAACGACGUGAUGAACUUCCAUCAAAAUUAUCUCAAGCUGAUAUUAAAUUAGAUGAACUUUUGGUUUAUGAAACAAAACAACGGGAAGAUUUUUUGAUAGAACUUGAUAAAAUCAUCAAAGAACAUAAAAAAAUAAAUUGGGUGAUAUUUUUUAGUCCUAGUGGAGUAGAUGUGGCAUUAAAUAAUCUUCAAAAAUUAGAAAUUUGGAAUGAAAUAAAAGUUGCAACUAUUGGGAAAACCACAGGAAAUUAUUUAGUAACUAAAGGCAUAAAGAUUCAUGUGAUCUCCCCAAAGCCAGAACCAGAAAUAUUAGUACAGAGUAUUGACAAUUAUGAAAUUUCUUUACAUUCUACUUAUUAA